Messenger RNA from Alternaria ethzedia, 1494 nucleotides. RefSeq lists its product as uncharacterized. Lineage: Eukaryota; Fungi; Ascomycota; Dothideomycetes; Pleosporales; Pleosporaceae. Gene Ontology annotation, molecular function: oxidoreductase activity, acting on paired donors, with incorporation or reduction of molecular oxygen; monooxygenase activity; iron ion binding. The coding region runs from base 1 to 1494 and encodes 497 amino acids. The record is from RefSeq and is a predicted model, not a curated record. The transcript is spliced from 2 exons.
AUGAGUUUCAACGGCGCGAACUGUAUCCUCUUACCAACUCUUGAAGCAGUCGUCGCACGCUAUGUGCUCGCAGAAUGUCUUCCAGACACCUCUCUCGCGAUGUACUGGCUAGCUUUUACCAUUCUCAACAACACAGUCCUCAUCUUUCACAACAUGGUCCUCUAUCCUUUCUUCCUUAGCCCACUGCGCGAUCUGCCGCAACCCAAAGGCUUCAUCCCGCUCUUCGGCCACGGACGGUUGCUAUUGAAGAAGCGUCAGGCAGGCGGAGACUGGCAUCUGCAAACCAUGAAGACAGUGCCCAACGACGGCAUCAUCCUCCGACGAGGGUUUCUUCAUACUACUAGACUUAUCCUGACUACGCCGGCAGCACUGGCAGAUGUACUGGUGCACAAGAGCUAUGAUUUCGAGAAACCGUCCCGAGCAAGAAGGUUCCUGAUGAGGUUCCUGGGAGAGGGCUUGUUGCUAAGUGAAGGAGAAGAGCACAGGCUACAGCGGAAGAGGUUAGCGCCUGCGUUCCACUUCAGGAACGUUAAAGAAUUGUAUCCGGUGUUUUGCGCAAAGUCGAUGGAGUUCUGCAGCGCGAUUAGGCAGGAACUUUGUGGGCGACCAGAUGGCGUACUGGAUAUCUGCCAGUAUACAUCGCGGGUGACGUUGGACCUCAUCUGUCUCGCUGGUAUGGGUCGAGAUACCGGGUCUCUGUUGAACGCCGAUGACGAGUUGAUCAAGAACUACGAGGAGAUUCUGGAGCCCUCCGCGGAGAAGAUGUGGUACUAUGUGGCUAACAUUGUCCUACCGCCUUGGCUGGUCAGCAUCCUACCCUGGAAGCUGCAUGAGCGGGCCAGGGUUACGACGAGGAAUUUGCGCAGGAUUUGUUCCGAGUUUGUAGCGGAGCGGAGGGCGAAGAUGCAGCAUAAGGAUGCCGAGAGCCGUGACAUCUUGUCGAUCAUGAUACGCGACAGCCAGCUGUCGGAUAAGAACCUGGUUGAUCAACUCCUCACCUUGUUAGCCGCAGGCCUUUUGGAGAAUAUGCCCUACCUUAACUGCGUCCUUAACGAAGUCCUGCGCCUCUUCCCUCCAGUUCCCAUCACGGCGCGCGUCGCCAUCAGAGACACGGUAGUCUGUGGCCAAAUCAUACCCAGCGGCACCAUGGUAUGGAUCGCUCCAUGGGCAAUAAACCGCAAUCCGCAGCUGUGGGGCCCGGACUCUGAAAAGUGCGUACCCGAGCGUUGGAUCGACAGCAAGACGGGGCGCGCGACGAUGAACGGUGGGGCGGACAGCAACUACAGUUUUCUCACGUUUUUGCAUGGGCCGAGGAGCUGUAUAGGAGAGAGAUUUGCGAGAGCCGAGCUAAGGGCGCUUGUUGCGGCGUUUGUGGGGAGCUUCGAGUUGGAAAUGGAAAACCCUAAAGAGAAGGUUGUCGUAGGUGGUGCGAUCGCUAGUAAGCCGAGGAAUGGGAUGAAGCUUAAGCUGAAGAACGUGCAGUGGGGUCCUUGA